This is a messenger RNA of Coregonus sp. 'balchen', 35099 nucleotides long. The record is from the annotation of a GenBank genome assembly. NCBI's taxonomy places the organism in Eukaryota, Metazoa, Chordata, Actinopteri, Salmoniformes, Salmonidae.
AUGGCGGAGGCUUCCUCCAUAAAGUCAACGAAGCGGCUGCAGCAGGUGGUGGAGCGGGUCUGUGCUGCACUACCAGGCUUGUUCAGAGAGCUACUGUGUGGUGGGGGUGUCUGUCCUGUUGGGAAGAGAGUGCAGCAUCUGUUUUCUUCUUGUUCUAGGCUGUUAGGGUUGUUUUCUGUCCUGGGUGGGUGGUGUACAGGCCUAGGGUUGGGGCUGACUCUGGACCUAUACGUUGGAGGGCCUAGGUAAAGCUUAGUCAACAGGUGAAGGGACUGCCUAGUAAAUUACCUGUUAGGGCAGGCAAAAAUGGCAAUGUGGAAGACCAGGAAACAUGAGAUGCAGGGGGUGGAGUGUACGGGCCCCAGAGCUGAGCUGCUGGGGAGGGCUCGGCUGACACUGGAGCAUGUAUAUGGAGGGCUGGUGAACCGUUUGGGGAUUUUGUAGUGGUGUGAGGCCUCAGGUGGGGUUGUGGACAAGGAGGGGGGGCUUGUUUCUAGGUCUGUUAAAAUUCACUCACUGGCCCAGCCUGGGACAAUUUAGACUUGUGAGUGUGAAAAACAAAAUACAGCACACUGGUGUCCUUGUAUGCCCCACAAUAUUUUAGUGGUUUUGGUCAACAAACCUUUGUCAGAGACUUGUGAGUGGUCAUAGUGCACUCAUGUCCGGUCAUAGCGCAAUGACUAAAUGUGCAUGUCACAUUUGAAUGAGUGGGUACUUCCUCACUGAAGAUAUAAAAUACUGAUGGAUGCUUUUCAGAAUGGACUUUAUCGUGCAUUUACAUCAGAAAGUGUUGUUAUAUGAUCAGAUUUGCAUCUACAACAGCUGACAACGUCAGAUUAACAUAUAGUGCAGAACAGUUGUCAUAUAACUGGCAGUAAGAACCCUUUAUGAGCACCUUUUAUUUUCUACAACAUAUGACUAGAUCUGGCAAAAAUCUAAAUAAAUUAUAUCUUGCCACUAAAAACACAUUCAGCAAGCCUUUUUUUGUGCCAGCGACACUGCAGAAUACAUUUUAAAAGUCAAAGUAGACAUCACAUUUCAAAGCAUUAUAUCUAUAGCAAAGUGCCUACCCUUGAUGCGGCUCUAACUCUCUGAAUGGGACGGGAGGUGUGCACGCAUGCAUGUCUACUGUAUGAACUACUCCAGUGUCACGUGUAGCCGCCUGGCUCCCAACCAACAGGCAAACAUACAUACUUCUCCACUUGCCCCACCCUUCUAUAGCAGUGUGCCCCGACCCCUCACACACAAUGCAGCAUUCAGCAAGCACCCUACUAUCAGCCCUCCUAAAAUAAGACCCUGACAUUUUCCAUCCCAGGACGGACGGACACCCAGCAAAAAAGGUGGUGAUAAAGCUGCAAUGGGUAAAUUGUUGAAAGACUCAGACAGACAAUAACUUGACGCUUAUCUUUUAGCAUUGCAUGCAAAGUAUUGACUUAUGCGUCACGUCUCCUAAUGCAUAUCUUUUUGCAAAAGCUUAUCAGACUGACUGACACAAAGGCUCUGCAUGGUCAAUCCGACGUCUGCAGUGGCCAUACAGCAUUACUGCGAUAUGGCCUCUGCAGAAGUCAGGGCAUUUAUACUUCUUGCACGUCGCUGAGCAGGACAGAGCUGUUGUGAAGGAAGUUACCAAGGAAGUCAGUUUGUGUUUAUACUGGACCACCCGCUCCCACCGUCAACCAAUCAUGUCAAUGCGGAGCGAUAUGCGGAGCGAUAUGCAGAGCGAUACGGAGCCCUCCGCAUUGUUACCAAAUUUUGGCGGCGUAAGGCACGGAGCUCAAUCUGGCCUCUGCAUGCCUCCGGAGGCUACGCAAUUGCGUCACACCCUCCAUACGGCGCCUCAGACCACAUUUUCGGAUCAAGCAUAAAUGGCUUUUAUCAGUUGACACAAGGCUGCACACACCUUUCUCUGUGGAUAACAGGCCAUGCCGUACAUGCAGGAAACAUUCAGACCUUUAGGGAAGAGGGGUGCACUGAUACCGUGUUGCUCACACCUCUCCACUGCCUAGAAGGCUAAGUGUCCAUUUGGAUUGGACAUCCCACUGCAUCAACAGGGAAUGCUUUCCUGCUAGGACUUCUGCCUGCCCAAACUGACACACAACACAUUUGCAAACACACACACACUCACACACCUGUGGCUCUGAUCCUCGUAGACCACUAAUUGGCUAUGGCAGACUACAGAGGUCUGCUCAGGAUAUUCAAGGCUAAAGAACCAGUGGGACCAGCCAGGUUGUGUCACAGGCUACAUCUUUCCCCUCUACACCAACACUAUAGCACAAACAGUCUGGGACAGGAAAAGCCUUGGGAACUGUUCUAAACGACUAUACUGUUAUUACAGAAACAUGGCAUUCCUUAAUGCACCCAACUGAAUAGAGCCGAUAGAAAGUCAGCAGUCACACACACACCAUGGUGUUAAAGGAUAAGCAGCCUAUUGACCUGGACAUAAGCCAGUAGGUUCCAAAUCAUUAUAUUACAAAAACACAUUAUAUUACAAAAACACAACCAUUAGGCUAAGCACUUCCCAAUCGAAAUGUACAACUAUUACUUCUCAUUGCAAACAUAAUGUUCCCGUCCAGCAAAGUAACCAGUGAUCUAAAGUUUAAAUGCAACAAAUGUUUCACACACACAAGUUAUUUUCAAAGAUAGCUAACAGCAAGGGAGUUGCAAUAACAACACAGUUCUACUCUCAAACUCUACGCGGCAUUCUACCUUCUCCCUACAGUUUUCAGCCAUUAGCUUUGCCCACGACUACCUCAUGUGAACUACAAUCCCAACAAUGUGUUAACGUUUGGCCCAUAUCUUUCAUCAACUAGAAAUAAUUAUUCAAAUAAGAAAGAAACUGCUACAGUAAGUGUUGCACAGAUCCAUACAGCUAUGGGUGCCUCCAUCCUACGAAACUACAUUUCUGCUACACUUCCUGAUUUAAAGCUUACACACAGGUGUUCGGCGCAUGUUAGUUAACUAAUUAGCACUUUGAGAUAUGGCCAUGUGGGAACAUUAACCCUAACAUGGUGUGUAUCUUUUUAUUUUUAUUAUCAUUUCUCGCUGAUAUGAAAGCUAAGGAGGUCCUUAUGCUUCCAAAACCGUACUGCAAGCAGCGUUCAGAUUUGAGCAUCAGGGCUCUUAACAAAACUCCCCUGCAUAGAAGAUGCCUUCUUCCAAUUACAUUUACAUUUUAGUCAUUUAGCAGACGCUCUUAUCCAGAGUGACUUACAGGAGCAAUUAGGGCUAAGUGCCUUGCUCAAGGGCACAUCGACAGAUUUUUCACCUAGUCGGCUCGGGGAUUAGAACCAGCGACCUUUCGGUUACUGGCACAACGCUCUUAACCACUAAGCUACCUGCCGUCCAAUGACUUACAGUGAGGGAAAAAAGUAUUUGAUCCCCUGCUGAUUUUGUACAUUUGCCCACUGACAAAGAAAUUAUCAGUCUAUAAUUUUUAUGGUAGGUUUAUUUGAACAGUGAGAGACAGAAUAAUAAUUUUAAAAAUCCAGAAAAACGCAUGUCAAAAAUAUUAUAAAUUGAUUUGCAUUUUAAUGAGGGAAAUAAGUAUUUGACCCCCUCUCAAUCAGAAAGAUUUCUGGCUCCCAGGUGUCUUUUAUACAGGUAACGAGCUGAGAUUAGGAGCACACUCUUAAAGGGAGUGCUCCUAAUCUCAGCUUGUUACCUGUAUAAAAGACACCUGUCCACAGAAGCAAUCAAUCAAUCCGAUUCCAAACUCUCCACCAUGGCCAAGACCAAAGAGCUCUCCAAGGAUGUCAGGGACAAGAUUGUAGACCUACACAAGGCUGGAAUGGGCUACAAGACCAUCGCCAAGCAGCUUGGUGAGAAGGUGACAACAGUUGGUGCGAUUAUUCGCAAAUGGAAGAAACACAAAAGACCUGUCAAUCUCCCUCGGCCUAGGGCUCCAUGUAAGAUCUCACCUCAUGGAGUUGCAAUGAUCAUGAGAAUGGUGAGGAAUCAGCCCAGAACUACACGGGAGGAUCUUGUCAAUGAUCUCAUGGCGGCACACUACGCCGUGAAGGACUGAAAUCCCGCAGCACCCGCAAGGUCCCCCUGCUCAAGAAAGCACAUAUACAGGCCCGUCUGAAGUUUGCCAAUGAACAUCUGAAUGAUUCAGAGGAGAACUGGGUGAAAGUGUUGUGGUCAGAUGAGACCAAAAUCGAGCUCUUUGGCAUCAACUCAACUCGCCGUGUUUGGAGGAGGAAUGCUGCCUAUGACCCCAAGAACACCAUUCCCACUGUCAAACAUGGAGGUGGAAACAUUACGCUUUGGGGGUGUUUUUCUUCUAAGGGGACAGGACAACUUCACCGUAUCAAAGGGAUGAUGGACGGUGCCAUGUACCGUCAGAUCUUGGGUGAGAACCUCCUUCCCUCAGCCAGGGCAUUGAAAAUGGGUCGUGGAUGGGUAUUCCAGCAUGACAAUGACCCAAAACACACGGCCAAGGCAACAAAGGAUGGGUAUUCCAGCAUGACAAUGACCCAAAACACACGGCCAAGGCAACAAAGGAGUGGCUCAAGAAGAAGCACAUUAAGGUCCUGGAGUGGCCUAGCCAGUCUCCAGACCUUAAUCCCAUAGAAAAUCUGUGGCGGGAGCUGAAGGUUCAAGUUGCCAAACGUCAGGCUCGAAACCUUAAUGACUCGGAGAAGAUCUGCAAAGAGGAGUGGGACAAAAUCCCUCCUGAGAUGUGUGCAAACCUGGUGGCCAACUACAAGAAACGUCUGACCUCUGUGAUUGCCAACAAGGGUUUUGCCACCAAGUACUAAGUCAUGUUUUGCAGAGGGGUCAAAUACGUAUUUCCCUCAUUAAAAUGCAAAUCCAUUUAUAACAUUUUUGACAUGCGUUUUUCUGGAUUUUUUUGUUGAUAUUCUGUCUCUCACUGUUCAAAUAAACCUACCAUUAAAAUAGACUGAUCAUGUCUUUGUCAGUGGGCAAACGUACAAAAUCAGCAGGGGAUCAAAUACUUUUUUCCCCUCACUGUAUGUGUAAUGUAAUGGAACUGAGCGUCAUGAGCAAGGGGUACCCCGUUCCCAGCAAUUUUGCCACCCUAGUUAAGAUCAAAAUGCACACAAAUGGCCUAAGAAUUCCAGAGAUUCUCACGUGACCCAUUAUAUUGGCUAUCAGUAAUAUUGAGCGAUAUCAGCCAAUAGGGUUGACAGUUUGAAAGUGCAGUUGGGGCAUAAUAUAGAGUCGACACUUACUUGAGCUACAUUUUGCAUAACUUUUAGGAGCAGGCCAAUUUGUAAGCAAAGUAAAAUACAUGUGUUAUCAAUAUUCAUUUCCAUAGCCUAUCAUAUAGGAAGCUAAAGACAACUGCGCCGUGCUUCUCUGCCAUAUAGUCUAUGCAUAUAGCCGACAGUCUAUUUAAUUGAGACCACGCAUAGGGGCAUUUGAUCUCGCACGCCCAACAAGAGGUAGGCUACUGUACAAGCAGCAUUAUCCUAUGAGAGUUUGACAAAUAGGUGCUUAAAUUACAGCUGUCUACCAAAAAUAUCAACGGGUAUGAAACUUUAUUAAUGCCAAUGUUUAAAAAAUAACCUAUUGAUCAGGGUUGUUCUUACCUGACGAAGCUUUCUCUGUAGCGUCUUCGGGACUGGAACAUGCGUUCACGCCUCCUUCUCGUGGCGUAUUUAUUUCAGGUUCCGGAUUUACUGGAAACCCAUUUGCCGUGGCUAAUGCCGCGUUCAAAACAACUGGGAACUCGGAAAAAUACGAGAUCAAAUCAUGACGUCAGUGAUCUUCAAAUCGGAAAGUCGGAGCUCUAGAAAGAAGCCUGAGUUCCCGAGUUGGAAUUCCGAGUUGGAUGACCGUUAAAAUAUAAUUUCCCCAGUCGGCACUCGUUUUUUUUCCGAGUUCCCAGUUGUUAUGAAUACACUGAGGUCGGAAGUCGCAGAUUUUCGAGUUCCCAGUUGUUUUGAAUGCGGCAUUUUGCAGCGUUCACGUGCUAGUCGGAAAAAGAUUUCUGCGCAUUCACUUUAAAAAAAGGUGUAUUAUUAUUAUCUUUGUUUUAUGUAGCUACUGCCCACUCUGCUGCCUACGCAGCUCCUGCUCACGCCUCGAUCAGACUGACAGCACUAUUGCAUCAAUACGGGAUAAUACAUUCUGCAGUCAAACUUUUUAAAUUUUGUAAUCCAACAUUUUAAAUCAAAUCAAAGUUUAUUGGUUGUGUACACAUAUUUGCAGAUGUUAUCUCAGGUGAAUCAAAAAUGCUUGUGUUUCUAGCUCCAACAGUGCAGGAAAAGCCUACCUAGCAAAAACAAUACAAAUAAUAAUAAUACACACAAAAUCCUUAUUUUUUCUUAAUUUAAGAAAUAUCAGAAUGAGCAAUGUCAAAAGCCUGAUUAUAAAUAUAUUUAUACAUAUGUAUAUACAUAUUGAAAAAAUAUAUAAAUGCAACAUGAGCUGAAAUAAAAUAUCCGCACAAAAAGCUUAAUUCUCUCAAAUAUUGUGCACAAAUUUGUUUAAAUCCCUGUUAGUGAGUAUUUCUCCUUUGCCAAGAUAAUCCAUCCACCUGACAGGUGUGGCAUAUAAAGAAGCGGAUUAUUACACAGGUGCACCUAGUGCUGGGGACAAUAAAAGGCUACUCUAAAAUGUGCAGUUUUGUCAUACAAUACAAUGCCACAGAUGUCUCAAGUUUUGAGCAGACUAUGGUGGUCUGCUUGAAAUAUGUUGGUAUUACAGACUCAGUCAGGGACAGGUUGAAAAUGUCAGUGAAGACACUUGCCAGUUGGUCAGCGCAUACUCGGAGUACACGUCCUGGUAAUCCUCAAUGCCAUCGGAAGAAUCCCGGAACAUAUUCCAGUCUGUGCUAGCAAAACAGUCCUGUAGCUUAGCAUCUGCGUCAUCUGACCACUUCCGUGGUAGUAUGCUUGGUAGUAUGCCAGAAGAGAUGAGCAGUGGAUGAGGUUUUUGUACUAUUGUUUAGUAUGAUUGCAUGCAUGUGAUAUCAGCUUUAGUACGGUCCUGCCCUCAGGACUAUGUAACCAGUUAUAUAAAUGAUAUAACUGGUUUCAGUGAUAUAUUUCUCUUGAAUUCUGAUUUCUGUCAGAAGACAUGUUUCCACAGGCAAGGCGCACCCACCAAAAGACUGAGCAGGUGGGUAAGUGUGUGUGUGAGAGAGCCCACUAUUUCUUACUUUAAGUCAACACUUUCUAGUAUUAUGUGUGUGUGAGUGUGAGAGAGAGAGAGAGAGAGAGAGAGAGAGAGAGAGAGAGAGAGAGAGAGAGAGAGAGAGAGAGAGAGAGAGAGAGAGAGAGAGAGAGAGAGAGAUCUGUUUGGAGGAAGAGGUGUACACUACCGGUCAAAAGUUUUAGAACACCUACUCAUUCAAGGGUUUUUCUUUAUUUUACUAUUGUCUACAAUGUAGAAUAAUAGUGAAGACAUCGAAACUAUGAAAUAACACAUAUGGAAUCAUGUAGUAACCAAAAAAGUGUUAAACAAAUCAAAAUAUAUUUUAUAUUUGAGAUUCUUCAAAGUAGCCACCCUUUGCCUUGAUGACAGCUUUGCACACUCUUGGCAUUCUCUCAAUCAGCGUCACCUGGAAUGCUUUUCCAACAGUCUUGAAUGAGUUCCCACAUAUGCUGAGCACUUGUUGGCUACUUUUCCUUCACUCUGCGGUCCGACUCAUCCCAAACCAUCUCAAUUUGGUUGAGGUUGGGGGAUUGUGGAGGCCAGGUCAUCUGAUGCAGCACUCCAUCACUUGCCUUCUUGGUAAAAUAGCCCUUACACAGCUUGGAGGUGUGUUGGGCCAUUGUCCUGUUGAAAAACAAAUGAUAGUCCCACUAAGUCCAAACCAGAUGGGAUGGCGUAUCACUGCAGAAUGCUAUGGUAGCCAUGCUGAUUUAGUGUGCCUUGAAUUCUAAAUAAAUCACAGACAGUGUCACCAGCAAAGCACCCCCACACCAUAAAACCUCCUCCUCCAUGCUUUACGGUGGGAACUACACAUGCGCAGAUCAUCCGUUCACCCACACCACGUCUCACAAAGACAUGGCGAUUGGAACCAAAAAUCUCACAUUUGGACUCCAGACCAAAGGACACAUUUCCACCGGUCUAAUGUCCAUUGCUCGUGUUUCUUGGCCCAAGCAAGUCUCUUCUUAUUAUUGGUGUCCUUUAGUAGUGGUUUCUUUGCAGCAAUUAGACCAUGAAGGCCUGAUUCACACAGUCUCCUCUGAACAGUUGAUGUUGAGAUGUGUCAGUUACUUGAACUCUGUGAAGCAUUUAUUUUGGCUGCAAUUUACGAGGCUGGUAACUCUAAUGAACUUAUCCCCUGCAGCAGCGGUAACUCUGGGUCUUCCAUUCCUGUGGCGGACCUCAUGAGAGCCAGUUUUAUCAUAGCGCUUGAUGGUUUUUGCGACUGCAUUUGAAGAAACGUUAAAAGUUAUUUAAAUGUUUCGUAUUGACUGACCUUCAUGUCUUACAGUAAUGAUGGACUGUCGUUUCUCUUUGCUUAUUUGAGCUGUUCUUGCCAUAAUAUGGACUUGGUCUUUUACCAAAUAGGGCUAUCUUCUGUAUACCCCGCUACCUUGUCACAACACAACUGAUUGGCUCAAACGCAUUAAGAAGGAAAGAAAUUCCACAAAUUAACUUUUAAGAAGGCACACCUGAUAAUUGAAAUGCAUCCCAGGUGACUACCUCAUGAAGCUGGUUGAGAGAAUGCCAAGAGUGUGCAAAGCUGUCAUCAAGGCAAAGGGUGGCUACUUUGAAGAAUCUCAAAUAUAAAAUAUAUUUUGAUUUGUUUAACACUUUUUUGGUUACUACAUGAUUCCAUGUGUUAUUUCAUAGUUUUGAUGUCUUCACUAUUAUUCUACAAUGUAGAAAAUAGUAAAAAUAAAGAAAAUCCCUUGAAUGAGUAGGUGUUCUAAAACUUUUGACCGGUAGUGUAGUCAUGAUGACGCAUGUGACCAAAGGCAGGUAGAGUAGGUCAGGUGAGUGGUGCCAGGUGAGUAAAGGUGAGUUCCAGGCAGGUGUAUUGGUUACCUCUGUCAUCAGCUUAUUUUGUCUCUCUGCAUGGCAGCAGCACAUAACUUCUCUGGCUGGCUGUCAAUGAGGAACCUCGUUUAAUCAGUCUCUAUCUCUAUCCAAGUAUCCAUAUGGUGAAUGCUUUGUAUACAGUUUUUAUAACAAUAAAUUACAUUACACAGCAAUCAACAUCAUGUUUUCUCAUGUGCGUGCAUAAAAGAGGGCCAUAUCAGCUAUUUGAUGAAGUAUUCUGAACCCAUUAAAGACCUUAACAAGUUUGUAUAUUAUUAUACUUUUUUAUUAUAACAUUUUGCUAUUUUUUGUUCGUCAUUGUGGGCGGUACUGUACUUUUCGUUCUUCACAAACACAUUUUCUACACGGACGAAUUACACAGACUGAUAAUGCUGGGGUUUCCAUAGAAACAUGCCAACCCACAGAAGAAAGCGGGAGAACUCAAGUUAGCGUUUAAACAAAGUGUUGAACGCAAACGGUAAUACAUCUAUAGCUAAACAACUCUUUAGUCUAAGAGCGACAUUAGUUAGUUGCAUGCUGUCGAGGUACGUUAGCAAACCAGCUGCUAGAUUAGCCAUUCUAACGGUAAUGUAACGUUAGCUAACGUCAGCUACAAGCUAACGUUACCUAGCUAGCAACGUCUGCUUGUUGCUGGCAGCUUUCAUCUCUCGGAAAUGUGUAACUAUCUGUCUGUCUCUCUUUGUGUGUGUGUGUGAGAGAUGUGUCAUGUAACGUUAAUGUGUUUUCAUGUUGCAGUGGUGCAUUGACCGCUAGACUUUGAUGUGUAUGUGUUCUCUAGCCAUGCAGGCUAAUGAUGGAGCAGACCUGGACGCCCAGUUAGCCAGUAAGGAGAAAGAGUGGAAGGAGCUCCAGACCCUACGGGUUCAGCAGCAGGAGAAGUCCCUCCGUGAUGCCCAGGAACAUCUCUCUCUCCUCAGGCAACGCUUCCAGCAGCUCAGGGAGGACUUCCGCUUUAACCUGGCCGUGCUGGAGGAGAGAGACAGAGAGCUGGAGAGAUAUGACGCCAUGGCUGCCCGCGCACAGGCCACAGAGACUGCCAGGUCAAUCAUUCAAUCAAACGUAUUUUAUAAAGCCCGUUUUACAUUGUGAGUGAGAGCGAGAGAGAGUAAUGUAUUAUUUGUUAUGUAUCCCAUGACUCCCUGGAAUACAUUGACUAUUGUCACUGAGAGGACUAUUCUAGCUUUAACAUGUGACUUUCCUUAUUGAAGGCAGGAGGAAUUGAGUCAGUUACGCAUCCAGAUAGCCAAGCUGCAGGAGGAGAGGGAGAGCGAGGCAAGGGAGGUGAGACGCAGCCAGCAGAGAGCUGCCGAACACAGGCUGCAGCUGGAGAGGCUCCAGAGGUGAGUGGGGUGGGGUUAAGGGCAGUGGAGUGGGGUGCAGGUGGGAUGGUUGCCCUAAUUCAGUGCAAUUUUAUUCAAAUUCAAAAUACUCACACUAACAAAGCUCUUGGGGGGGGCUUCUUUUCCCUCCUCACUGUUUCCCAGUAAUUGUCACUCAUUACAUUGUUGUACUCAUUACAUGAUGCCCCAGCCCCACAUUUAACCCCAAUGUGACUCACCAGGCCCAUCUGUAUGGGUUAUAUUUAGACAGGAGGACCCAGUAGGGAACUCGCAUGCGGAUUUACAGUGCCUUCAGAAAGUAUUCAUACCCCUUGACUUAUUCCACAUUUUGUUGUGUUACAGCCUGAAUUCAAAUUUGAUUAAAGUGAUGUUUUUCUCACCCAUCUAGACAUAAUACCCCAUAAUGACAAAGUGAAACAUGUUUUUAGAAAAAUAUCUAAUUUACAUAAGUAUUCACAACCCUGAGUCAAUACAUGUUAGAAUCACCUUUGGGAGUGAUUACAGCUGUGAGUCUUGCUGGGUAAGUCUAUAAGGGUCCUGUGGUCCUCUGUAGCUCAGCUGGUAGAGCACGGCGCUUGUAACGCCAAGGUAGUGGGUUCGAUCCCCGGGACCACCCAUACACAAAAAUGUAUGCACGCAUGACUGUAAGUCGCUUUGGAUAAAAGCGUCUGCUAAAUGGCUUAUUAUUAUUAUUAUAUUAUUAUUAUAAGAGCUUUGCACACCUGGAUUGUACAAUAUUUGCACAUUAUUCUUUAAGCUCUGUCAAGUUGGUUGUUGAUCAUUGCUAGACAGCCAUUUUCAAGUCUUGACAUAGAUUUUCAAGCAGAUUUAAGUCAAAACUGUAACUAGGUCACUAAGGAACAUUCAAUGUCGUCUUGGUAUAUUUGGCCAUGUGUUUUAGAUUAUUGUUGUGCUGAAAGGUGAAUUUGUCUCCCAGUCUCUGUUGGAAUGCCGAGUGGACCAGGUUUUCCUCUAGGAUUUUGCCUGUGCUUGGCUCUAUUCAGUUUCUUUUUAUCAUAAAAAAACUCCCUAUUCCUUGCCGAUGACAAGCAUACCAAUAACAUGAUGCAUCCACCACCAUUCUUGAAAAUAUGAAGAGUGGAACUCAGUGAUGUGUUGUAUUUGCCCCAAACAUAACACUUUGUAUUCAGAACAAAAAGUUAAAUUUUUUGCAAAGUUUUACUUUAGUGCCUUAUUGCAAACAGGAUGGAUGUUUUGGAAUAUUUAUACAUGACAUCCAAUUGGUAGUUACAGUCUUGUCCCAUCGCUGCAACUCCCGUACGGACUCAGGAGAGGCGAAGGUCGAGAGCCAUGCGUCCUCCGAAACACGACCCCGCCAAGCUGCACUGCUUCUUGACACACUGCUCAAAAGCCAGCCGCACCAAUGUGUCGGAGGAAACACGUACAACUGGCGACCGAAGUCAGCGUGCAUGCGCCUGGCCCACCACAAGGAGUCGCUAGAGGGCGAUGGGACAAGGAAAUCCUGGCCGGCCAAACCCUCCCCUAACCCAGUCGACGCUGGGCCAAUUGUGCGCCGCCUCAUGGGUCUCCCGGUCGGCUGCGACACAGCCUGGGAUCGAACCCUGGUCUGUAGUGACGCCAUAGACCACUGCGCCACUCGGGAGGCUGGAAUAUUUUGUAUUCUGUACAGGCUUCCUUCUUUUCACUCUGUCAAUUACGAUAGUAAUAUGGAGUAUCUACAAUGCUGUUGCUCCAUCCUCAGUUUUCUCCUAUUACAGCCAUUAAACUCUGUAACUGUUUUAAAGUCACCAUUGGCCUCAUAGUGAAAUCCCUGAGCGGUUUCCUUCUUCUCUGGCAACUGAGUUAGGAAGGACGCCUGUAUCUUUGUAGUGACUGGGUGUAUUGAUACACCAUCCAAAGUGUAAUUAAAAACUUCAACAUGCUCAAAGGGACAUUCAAUGUCUGCUUUUUUUUCUUCUUUAAUCUGCCAAUAGGUGCCCUUUUUGCGAGGCAUUGGAAAAUCUCCCUGGUCUUUGUGGUUGAAUCUGUGUUUGAAAUUCACUGUUCAACUGAGGGACCUUACAGAUAAUUGUAUGUGUGGGGUACAGAGAUGAGGUAGUCAUUCGAAAAAAUCAUGUUAAACACUAUUAUUGCACACAGAGUGAGUCCAUGCAACUUAUUAUGUGACUUGUUAAGUACAUUUUUAGCCUGAACUUAUUUAGCGACUUACAAAUUGGUGCAUUCAACUUAUGAUCGCCAGUGGGACAACAACUUUUUUUACAUUUAUGUUUAUGGGGGUGGGGGAGGGGUGGGUAGAAUGAUUACUUUUAUACUAUUCCAGGUAUUCCUUAAAGAGGGUUUCAAGUGUCUCCGGAAGGUGGUCAGUGACUCCACUGUCCUGGCGUCGUGGGGGAGCUUGUUCCUCCAUUGGGGUGCCAGAGCAGCGAAUAGCUUUGACUGGGCUGAGCGGGAACUGUGCUUCUAUAGAGGUAGGGGGGCUAGCAGGCCAGAGGUGGAUGAACGUAGUGCCCUCGUUUGGGUGUAGGGUCUGAUCAGAGCCUGAAGGUAAGGAGGUGCCGUUCCCCUCACAGCUCCGAAGGCAAGCACCAUGGUCUUGUAGUAGAUGCGAGCCUCAACUGGAAGCCAGUGGAGUGUGCGGAGGAGCGGGGUGACAUGAGAGAACUUGGGAAGGUUGAACACCAGACGGGCUGCAGCGUUCUGGAUAAGUUGUAGGGGUUUAAUGGCACAGGCAGGGAGCCCAGCCAACAGCGAGUUGCAGUAAUCCAGACGGGAGAUGACAAGUGCCUGGAUUAAGACCUGUGCAACUUUCUGUGUAAGGUAGGGUCGUACUCUGCGAAUGUUGUAGAGCAUGAACCUGCAGGAUCGGGUCACCGCUUUGAUGUUAGCAGAGAACGACAGGGUGUUGUCCAGGGUCACGCCAAGGUUCUUUGCACUCUGGGAGGAGGACAAAGGGGUUGAAUACUUAUGGACUCAAGACAUUUCAGCUUUUCAUUUGUAAUUAAAAACAUAAUUCCACUUUGACAUUUUGGGGUGUUGUGUGUAAGCCAGAGACCAAAAAUCUCAAUUUAAUUUACAUUUUACAUUUUAGUCAUUUAGUAGACGCUCUUAUCCAGAGCGACUUACAGUUAGUGAGUGCAUACAUUUUCAUACUACCAACUGAGUACAGUAGCUAACUGUACCCCUACAUAACAUGUAUCUACAACAGCUAACUGUACCCCUACAUAACAUGUAUCUACAACAGCUAACUGUACCCCUACAUAACAUGUAUCUACAGUAGCUGCUGUAACCCUACAUAACAUGUAUCUACAACAGCUAACUGUACCCCUACAUAACAUGUAUCUACAACAGCUAACUGUACCCCUACAUAACAUGUAUCUACAGUAGCUGCUGUAACCCUACAUAACAUGUAUCUACAACAGCUAACUGUACUCCUACAUAACAUGUAUCUACAACAGCUAACUGUAUCCCUACAUAACAUGUAUCUACAACAGCUAACUGUACCCCUACAUAACAUGUAUCUACAGUAGCUGCUGUAACCCUACAUAACAUGUAUCUACAACAGCUAACUGUACCCCUACAUAACAUGUAUCUACAACAGCUAACUGUACCCCUACAUAACAUGUAUCUACAACAGCUAACUGUACCCCUACAUAACAUGUAUCUACAACAGCUAACUGUACCCCUACAUAACAUGUAUCUACAGCAGCUAACUGUACCCCUACAUAACAUGUAUCUACAGCAGCUAACUGUACCCCUACAUAACAUGUACAGUGAGUGAAAAAAGUAUUUGAUCCCCUGCUGAUUUUAUACGUUUGCCCACUGACAAAGACAUGAUCAGUCUAUAAUUUUAAUGGUAGGUUUAUUUGAACAGCGAGAGACAGAAUAACAACAAAAAAAUCCAGAAAAACGCAUGUCAAAAAUGUUAGCAAUUGAUUUGCAUUUUAAUGAGGGAAAUAAGUAUUUGACCCCUCUGCAAAACAUGACUUAGCACUUGGUGGCAAAACCGUUGUUGGCAAUCACAGAGGUCAGAUGUUUCUUGUAGUUGGCCACCAGGUUUGCACACAUCUCAGGAGGGAUUUUGUCCCACUCCUCUUUGCAGAUCUUCUCCAAGUCAUUAAGGUUUCGAGCCUGACGUUUGGCAACUCGAACAUUCAGCUCCCUCCACAGACUUUCUAUGGGAUUAAGGUCUGGAGACUGGCUAGGCCAAUCCAGGACCUUAAUGUGCUUCUUCUUGAGCCACUCCUUUGUUGCCUUGGCCGUGUGUUUUGGGUCAUUGUCAUGCUGGAAUACCCAUCCACUACCCAUUUUCAAUGCCCUGGCUGAGGGAAGGAGGUUCUCACCCAAGAUUUGACGGUACAUGGCCCCGUCCAUCGUCCCUUUGAUGUGGUGAAGUUGUCCUGUCCCCUUAGCAGAAAAACACCCCCAAAUGUUUCAACCUCCAUGUUUGAUGGUGGGGAUGGUGUUCUUGAGGUCAUAGGCAGCAUUCCUCCUCCUCCAAACACAGCGAGUUGAGUUGAUGCCAAAGAGCUCGAUUUUGGUCUCAUCUGACCACAACACUUUCACCCAGUUCUCCUCGGAAUCAUUCAGAUGUUCAUUGGCAAACUUCAGACGGGCCUGUAUAUGUGCUUUCUUGAGCAGGGGGACCUUGCGGGCGCUGCAGGAUUUCAGUCCUUCACGGCGUAGUGUGUUACCAAUUGUUUUCUUGGUGACUAUGGUCCCAGCUGCUUUGAGAUCAUUGACAAGAUCCUCCCGUGUAGUUCUGUGCUGAUUCCUCACCGUUCUCAUGAUCAUUGCAACUCCACGAGGUGAGAUCUUGCAUGGAGCCCCAGGCCGAGGGAGAUUGACAGUUAUUUCGUGUUUCUUCCAUUUGCGAAUAAUCGCACCAACUGUUGUCACCUUCUCACCAAGCUGCUUGCCGAUGGUCUUGUAGCCCAUUCCAGCCUUGUGUAGGUCUACAAUCUUGUCCCUGACAUCCUUGGAGAGCUCUUUGGUCUUGGCCAUGGUGGAGAGUUUGGAAUCGGAUUGAUUGAUUGCUUCUGUGGACAGGUGUCUUUUAUACAGGUAACAAACUGAGAUUAGGAGCACUCCCUUUAAGAGUGUGCUCCUAAUCUCAGCUCGUUACCUGUAUAAAAGACACCUGGGAGCCUGAAAUCUUUCUGAUUGAGAGGGGGUCAAAUACUUAUUUCCCUCAUUAAAAUGCAAAUCAAUUGAUAACAUUUUUGACAUGUGUUUUUCUGGAUUUUGUUGUUGUUAUUCUGUCUCUAACUGUUCAAAUAAACCUACCAUUAAAAUUAUAGACUGAUCAUUUCUUUGUCAGUGGGCAAACGUACAAAAUCAGCAAGGGAUCAAAUACUUUUUUCCCUCACUGUAUCUACAACAGCUAACUGUACCCCUACAUAACAUGUAUCUACAACAGCUAACUGUACCCCUACAUAACAUGUGUCUACAACAGCUAACUGUACCUCUACAUAACAUGUGUCUACAGUAGCUGCUGUAAUCAAUUUUAAAUUCAGGCUGUAACACAACAAAAUGUGGAAAAAGUAAAUGGGUGUGAAUGCUUUCUGAAGGCACUGUAUAUGGCCUUUAGGGCAAGGUUUAUACUGUAGGCUGUAUGUUAGUCUAAUUAUUAUUAAGCUUUCACUAUUGUUUCACUACAGUAUGUGGCUCUGCUGUAUACUCUGUUCCAGUUAAGCUCAGUUGGUAAAGCAUGGCACUUGCAACUCCAGGGUUGUGUGUUCGAUUCCCACAGGGGACCAGUACGAAAUAAGUAUUAGAAUGUAUGCAAUCACUACUCUUAAGUCGCUCUGGAUAAGAGCGUCUGCUGAAUGACUAAACACUUAGCCUGAAAUAUGUUAAAGCUCGCUCCAUGGUUCCUCCGUGUUCUCAACUUUGAGAGGUAAUCUAGUCUCAUGGUGGUUUCAGUGACUGGUGUCUGUUUAUUUUCUGAUGCCAUGAUGGCUUUUGCAUCCGGUGUGUGUGUGUGUGUAUUUGACAAUGUCAUGAUGGCUUCAGGAUCUGGUGUGUGACUGUGUGUGUGUCAUCUUUCUGUGACUCAGCGGUCAGGCUGGUGACCUUCAGAAGCAGAGAGAGGAGUAUGAAGGGAUGAGACGUGAUCUCCAACGCAGGGUCCAGGAGGUGGAGGGAGAGCUGGCUCUACAGAAGCAGGUACACACCCACAUGGCAAGGGAAGUGGGAGGGUGCAGUGGUAGGCCGCUCUCUAAUUUUAAUAGAAGAGUCACCUUUCCCUGUGGAAACCACAUGCAGACAAGACAUUUAAACCAGAUCAGCCAGAGGGGAGAUAUCUUUACAAUUACAGUCUAGUCAUAAAAGCAGUUAAUCUACCCUAAUUAAAAUAGUAAAUUACUACCGGCCCUUAGUAAACUUUUGGGAAAAAUGGUGUUUGACCAGAUACAGUGUUAUUUUACUGUAAACAGAUUAACAACAGACUUUCAGCAUGCUUAUAGGGAUGGGCACUCAACAUGUACGGCAAUGACACAAAUGACUGAUGAUUGGCUGAAAAUGAUAAUAAUAAUAAGAUUGUGUAUUUGUAUUUAUUACGGAUCCGCAUUAGUGGCUGCCAAGGCAGUGUUAGCAUGUGUUUGUGAAUGCUGUGUGUGGGAGCUGUAUUGCUAGACUUCAGCGCAGCUUUUGAUAUUAAUGAUCAUAAUCUGUUGCUGAAAAAACAUGUGUUAUGGCUUUGCAUCCUCUGCCAUAUUGUGGAUUGAGAGCUACCUAUCUAAUAGAACACAGUCAGUGUUUUCUUUAAUGGAACCUUCUCUAACAUAAACCAGGUAGAGUGUGGUGUUCCACAAGACAGCUGACUCGGCCCUCUACUGUUCUACAUUUUUUACUAUUCAAAUCAAAUCAAAUCAAAUUUUAUUGGUCACAUGCGCCGAAUACAACAGGUGCAGACAUUACAGUGAAAUGCUUACUUACAGCCCUUAACCAACAGUGCAUUUAUUUUAAACAAAAAAGUAAAAAUAAAACAACAACAAAAAAAGUGUUGAGAAAAAAAAGAGCAGAAGUAAAAUAAAGUGACAGUAGGGAGGCUAUAUAUACAGGGGGGUACCGUUGCAGAGUCAAUGUGCGGGGGCACCGGCUAGUUGAGGUAGUUGAGGUAAUAUGUACAUGUGGGUAGAGUUAAAGUGACUAUGCAUAAAUACUUAACAGAGUAGCAGCAGCGUAAAAAGGAUGGGGUGGGGGGGCAGUGCAAAUAGUCUGGGUAGCCAUGAUUAGCUGUUCAGGAGUCUUAUGGUUUGGGGGUAGAAGCUGUUGAGAAGUCUUUUGGACCUAGACUUGGCACUCCGGUACCGCUUGCCGUGCGGUAGCAGAGAGAACAGUCUAUGACUAGGGUGGCUGGAGUCUUUGACAAUUUUGAGGGCCUUCCUCUGACACCGCCUGGUAUAGAGGUCCUGGAUGGCAGGAAGCUUUGCCCCAGUGAUGUACUGGGCCGUACGCACUACCCUCUGUAGUGCCUUGCGGUCGGAGGCCAAGCAGUUGCCAUACCAGGCGGUGAUGCAACCAGUCAGGAUGCUCUCGAUGGUGCAGCUGUAUAAUUUUUUGAGGAUCUGAGGACCCAUGCCAAAUCUUUUUAGUCUCCUGAGGGGGAAUAGGCUUUGUCGUGCCCUCUUCACGACUGUCUUGGUGUGUUUGGACCAUGAUAGUUCGUUGGUGAUGUGGACACCAAGGAACUUGAAGCUCUCAACCUGUUCCACUACAGCCCCGUCGAUGAGAAUGGGGGCGUGCUCAGUCCUCUUUUUUUUCCUGUAGUCCACAAUCAUCUCCUUUGUCUUGGUCACGUUGAGGGAGAGGUUGUUGUCCUGGCACCACACGGCCAGAUCUCUGACCUCCUCCCUAUAGGCUCUCUCAUCGUUGUCGGUGAUCAGGCCUACCACUGUUGUGUCGUCGGCAAACUUAAUGAUGGUGUUGGAGUCGUGCCUGGCCAUGCAGUCAUGGGUGAACAGAGAGUACAGGAGGGGACUGAGCACGCACCCCUGAGGGGCCCCCGUGUUGAGGAUCAGUGUGGCAGAUGUGUUGUUACCUACCCUUACCACCUGGGGGCGGCCCGUCAGGAAGUCCAGGAUCCAGUUGCAGAGGGAGGUGUUUAGUCCCAGGAUCCUUAGCUUAAUGAUGAGCUUAAAGGGCACUAUGGUGUUGAAUGCUGAGCUGUAGUCAAUGAAUAGCAUUCUCACGUAGGUGUUCCUCUUGUCCAGGUGGGAAAGGGCAGUGUGGAGUGCAAUAGAGAUUGCAUCAUCUGUGGAUCUGUUGGGGCGGUAUGCAAAUUGGAGUGGGUCUAGGGUUUCAGGGAUAAUGCUGUUGAUGUGAGCCAUGACCAGCCUUUCAAAGCACUUCAUGGCUACAGACGUCAGUGCUACGGGUCGGUAGUCAUUUAGGCAGGUUAUCUUAGAGUCCUUGGGCACUGGGACUAUGGUGGUCUGCUUGAAACAUGUUGGUAUUACAGACUCAGUCAGGGACAUGUUGAAAAUGUCAGUGAAGACACUUGCCAGUUGGUCAGCACAUGCUCGGAGUACACGUCCUGGUAAUCCGUCUGGCCCUGCGGCCUUGUGAAUGUUGACCUGCUUAAAAGUCUUACUCACAUCGGCUACGGAGAGCGUGAUCACAUAGUCAUCCGGAACAGCUGGUGCUCUCAUACAUGCUUCAGUGUUGCUUGCCUCGAAGCGAGCAUAGAAGUGGUUUAGCUCGUCUGGUAGGUUUGUGUCACUGGGUAGCUCGCGGCUGUGCUUCCCUUUGUAGUCUGUAAUAGUUUUCAAGCCCUGCCACAUCCGACGAGCGUCAGAGCCAGUGUAGUACGAUUCAAUCUUAGACCUGUAUUGACUCUUUGCCUGUUUGAUGGUUCGUCGGAGGUCAUAGCGGGAUUUCUUAUAAGCGUCCGGGUUAGAGUCCCGUUCCUUGAAAGCGGCAGCUCUACCCUUUAGCUCACCCUUAACCUAUUGACCUACUAGCAUUGAAUAAAGCCUGUGUGUGUCUAUGUAUGCAGAUGACUCAACAUUAUACUCGUCAGCUACCACAGGAAGUGAAAUCACUGCAACCCUUAACAAAAGGCUGUAGUCAGUUUUAGAAUGGGUUGCUAGUAACAAGCUAGAACUAAAUAUAUAAAAAAGCAUUGUAUUUGGGACAAAUCAUUAGUUAAACCCUAAACCUCAUCUAAAUAUAGUAAUGAAUAAUGUGGCGAUUGACCAAGUUGACGAAACGAAACUGCUUGGUGUAACCCUAGAUUGUAAGCUGACGUGGCCAAAUGCUGCAAAGAAGGACAUAGGCAAAUUACAGUUGGCUCAGAACAGAGCAACGUCAGAGCAAUGUACAAGGAGGGCUAAUUUCAACAACAUGCAUAAGUAGAGGAGCGAUUGACUGCAUCACUACUGGUCUUUGUGAUAGGUAUUGACAUGUUAAAAGUACCGAACUGUCUGCUCAAUCAGUUAACACACAGCUCAGACAGUCAUACAUACCCCACAAGACAUGCCUCCAGAGGUCUCUUCACAGUCCCUAAGUCCAGAACAGAGGCUAGGAAACGCACAGUACUAUAUAGAGCCAUGACUACAUGGAACUCUUCCACCUCAGAUAACUCAAGCUAGCAGUAAAAAAAAAAAAAAGAUAAACGACACCUCACAGAACAACGUGGACUGUGAAGAGACACACACACAUUUAUUAUUAUGUAAUAAUGGAGCAAUGUAACUUUGUGUAAUGCACAAUGUUUUGUUUGAUGUAAUGUUUUAUCUCUGUUUGGACCCCAGGAAGAGUAUCUGCUGCCUUGGCAUCUAAUGGGGAUCCUUAUAAAAUACUAUACCAACUGCCUGCCAAACCUCUGUGUGUGUUUUUGAGAGUACUUGUGUGAGUGUGGUAUUUCAGUCUAAACUCUGUGGCAAGCAGGGUGUUUUGUUGCUGGCUGUUGUCCAGGCUCUUUGCUGUUUCACUCGAUCUCUAGAGAGAAUACCCCCCUUUGAGCAGCACUGUGUGUGUGUGUUAGUCUGACUGUGUGUGUGUGUGCGAAUUUGUGUGUUUGUGUGUGAUUACCCCCACCCACAUCUGUGAGGUAAGGAGAGAAGGUGCUAACACCUGCUGUGAUGAAUGAGGCUGGCUUGUCUGCUAGUUUUGUCUCUGUCUAUGGCGUCUGGAAUAGGUCAGCUGGAAAUAUACCUUUCAGGGAUGUCUGUCUGGGAUGUUUGGAAGCUUCAUCAGGAAUUCUCAUCCUCUCUAUCCCUCACAUGUUCAGGAGAUGAUGACAGACUUUGAUAAUGAGAUGAGGCAGAGAGAGCAUGAGUUCAACCUGAGGAUGGAUGAGAUGAGAGCCGUGGUCCUGUCUCACGAACUCAGGGUAAGGAGCAGGUGUGUGUGUGUGUGUGUUUACCUACUCCCAGGUAAAAUUGCUGAGUAAGAUAGUGCUGAUACUUGGUGUGUGUGUGUGUGUGUGUGUGUGUGUGCCUCUCUCCAGGUGAAGCUGCUCUCUAAGGAAACAGAGGUCCACUCCCAGGCCCAGGCUCAGGCUGUGGAGGCCCUGAAGGCCUCCGAGGAUCUCUGUCAGCACACACACACACAGCUACAGCACAGGCACUGGGAGAUAAAGGACAUCACUGCCGUCAAGGACGCAAGGUGUGUGUGUCCUACCACGUUGACUUAGAAUUAUUCAUGACAACCUUAUUUCCCAUCAUUUCCCAUGUGUUAGAUAAAAUGUGAUUGUCAUUUCUCAGGAUAAAGGAGCUAGUGGACAAAUUAAAAGCUCUACAGACCAAGAGGAAGAGAGAGGAGGAAGUCUACAACAAGAAGUGAGUCCUACUAUACAAACGCAACAUAGGACCGCAAAGACAAACGACCAGCAUAUCAGCAGUAGUCCUAGACUAAUGGUAGUCUAAUGGUGAGUCUUUUAAUGUUCACAUCUGUAGGCAUGAGCAGUUGGACCGGGGAGUGCGUGAGAGAGAGGCUCAGUUGGAUGCGUUAAGGGACGCUCACAGAGAACAGCUACGACAGGCAGAGACACAUACCGGUCAACUACAGGCAAAACUGGACGCCAUGGUAACACACACACACAGGACCCAGAGAGACAACGAGGACACACUGCGAGAGAGAGAUCAACAGAUAGACAGGUGAAACACUGUGUGUGUGUGUGUUUGUUUGUGCGUGCACAUUCUGCAUUAACUGUGUCUGUGUUUUGUGAGUGUAUGUGCUUUAUUUAAGUGUGUGUCUCUGGUCCAAAGCCCUGGAUGAUCAGUGUUUGAACAUGCUCAGUGAGUGAUUGGGAGUGAGUGAGACAGUAUGUGGGCGUACAUUACUCUGAAGGUGUCUGGCAGGAAGCAGUGAUUAUGUAACAAUGUGUGAAAGGAAAGAGCCUCCGAGGCGCUCUCUUAAGGGGAUGAAACACACACAGAACAUUUAGCAAUCAUAUCACAUCAUCACACUUUGUUCAUAAAUGUCUCUACAGUGAAAAUAUACAGGUGUAGGAUCUUAAUUUGAUCACGCUGUUGCAGGAUAACUUUCCUGCAAUGCAGGAAAUUCUAAACUUGUAGUGUAUUUCAGGUUUAAAAAGGCUUCUGACAGUAUGUCAUUUCCACUUUGAAAUCAACCCCUACAAAAAUGUACAUUAAUUAUAAUCCACAUAAUAAUUAACCUUUCCUGUUGCUGCAGGAUUAUUUCCCUGCUGUAGCAAACUAGCUCAAAUUAAGAUCCAAAUGUGUACAGGGGGAAAACACAGGUACCAUUUUGUAACACAGAUUCAGGGCUCACCUCCAGGAUGUUAAAGGUACUCUUAAUAAAAGGAGGUGAACAUUUUAGUGUUGUUUCGGUACAACAACUUCAACCUGUGUGUUAUUGUGUUGUGAAGGCUUUGUAUGGAGCUGGAGACGACUCGUAGUGGCUGGGACACGUACAUCACUCAGGUCUCUAAGGAGACUGUUUUUAAGGACACAGAGCUGCUGGCCCUGCAGGAGAGAGAAAGCAAAUUACGGACCGAACUUGAUCGGAGCAGGGGGGAGACGGAAAGGUUGGUGUGUGUGUGUGUCUUUUUUGCAGGUAAAAGGGUUAUUUGGAUGUGUGUGUAUGUCUCAGGUGUUAACACUGUGUGUGUGUGUGUAUACGUGUGUGCGCGAGCAUGCUUGCUUGUGUGCGUGCGUGUGUAUCCCAGGUACAAGCAGCAGCUGUUUGUGGGUGUGGAGCGAGAGAAGGCUCUGGAGCAGAGGAGAAUCCAGGUGGAGCUGGAGUGGCAGAGACGCUGCGAAGACAACAAGGCUGAACACUACCUGCACAGUGAAGAGUUAAUACAGGGCCUGACACAGGCCAGAGACCAGGUGAGACUCUCCAUUCCUCAUACAGGUGUACUCAUAUACAGGUAUGUAAUACAAGUGAACCCAUAUACCAGUACAAGUUGAGGUGGAAAUAUAUGGUCAGGAUCGGUAGAGGCCUCUCCUCAUCAUCAGUUCAUUGUGAUUCUGUACUUCCUGUUGCCCUCAGGCUAGUGCAGAGCUGAGAGAGAAGGAGAGAGAACUACAGGACAUGGUGGUACUACUGCACACGGUUACCAUGGAGAGAGACCAGGCCCUGGGUCAGCCAAUUAGAGAACAGGUGAGAGACCAACUAAAACACAGGGGAGGGAUGUCGUCCAAUUAUGUUGGAGCUUUAACUACUUGCCACAGAGUUAAAGGUAAGAGUGAUGGGUUACAGAGAGUUAUCUCUGUUAUGAGAGAGAGAGCGAGAGAGAGAGAGAGACAGAAAGAGAUGUCAAGGGACAAUAAUACCUAGAUCUGUAUCUGUUUCUGGAGAUGUUCAGAAUUACUAACCCCUUUACCCCAGAAACCAGUGUUACAACAGCUAUUCUAAAAAGCAGCAGAAGUCCUACACUUGUAUGACACUUGAGUCCCAUUUUUAGUGGGAGUUAGAGUACAGUGGGGGACUAGAGUGUGAGAGAGGGGGGAGGGUAAGAAGGGGAAGGAACUGACUUUACCCCAGAAACCCUAGCCCUUGAGUGAUGUUACCACAGUUAUUCUGAAGAACAGCAGGAGCCCCACAUGUGUCCUGGAUUGUGAGAGAAAGGGAGUAGGGCGAUAGGCGGAAGCAUGGGGAGGAGGAGGGGAGUUUGGGUGUGAGAGAUGGAUUUUUUGGGGGCCAGGGCAUGACCGAUACGGUAUCCCCUCACCCCUGUCUCCAGGCUGGCCGUUAAUCUUGAGCAUUUAAAGUUAUUUUGACCUUAAAGCCUUCUGACAGAACGGCUGCACUCUCUCUCUCACACAUUCUGACUGACCUUAUGCCACAACAACAGAUUACAGCCACCCUCUUUCACAUUCUGACCGAGCUAACAGACAACAGCCAAAUCACUGACCAUAAGGGCAGUGUGGCAGACUGUGCAGGAAGUGGGGGGGAGAGUGAUAGACUAUGGGAGACAGACACAGAGAAAUAGAGGCAGAGAAAAUAAGCUGUUACCAGGCCAGGAGUGGUAGUCUUUAAACGGCCCUCGGCUCCUGUUAACACCACCUCUAUUACUAAUGCAUGUGGCUGUUGACACUGGACUCUAUCCAUUAGAUUAAUUGCCAAAGUUAUACGACUUAUCUGGUUUAUACCCUCCUCUUCCUCCUCCUGACUCCUGGCCUGGUGUUACUGAGCUUCUUGGUCUGAACUUAAUCUGAUACUGGACCCUCUUAACCCUUAUCUUGUCCUACUCUUCCUCUUCUUCAAAGGGGCCCUUUUUCAAGGUGUACUCCAGAAAUAGUACCUUGCUUUUGACCUCAGAAAACAUAGUUUCACUGAUUUCUUUCAUUCAUUAUUUUCUGUAUUCUAUCAGUCAAUACUUUUACUGUUCUCCAUUCAAUAGUUUAUUAUUCCUUUAUUUAAAGGUUCUACUGUUCUGUUUUCAUUUACAUUUUAGUCAUUUAGCAGACGCUCUUAUCCAGAGCGACUUACAGUUAGUGAGUGCAUACAUUUUCAUACUGGCCCCCCGUGGGAAUCGAACCCACAACCCCAUUCUUCAUUGGAGUUACUUGGCUUUCUUCAAUGCCCAGAUUCCUCUCUUAUCUAAAGCGACUUCUCCCAUUCCAUCAAAUGAACUCUUGCUCUCAACAACACUCGCGCACGCGCACACACACACACACACACACACACACACACACACACACACACACACACACACACACACACACAUACUUGGGUGUUAUCUCUACCCUUAUGAUGACCCUCCAUUCCUAGAGGGGGGCUCUGGUCCCGACCACAGACCUUUUUAGGAGGUGCCCUUUCCUUGAACAGCCCAAGUGGUCUGAUACCCUUUCAUAUUGACUGUCUGCCUGACCAACAUACCUGUCUUUGUUGGCUCUAUAGCACUUACCCUGGACCCUGUGCAAGGCUUUAAUGCCAAAACGUGUUGGGUUUGAGCUUGAACUUUCAUUUAGUUCCCAAGAGUGGCUAUCCUUUGUCAGCUUAUGGGACCUAGAUAUAUGAGGGACAAAUGCCUUUUCAAAGGGCCUUUCACAAACUUCAUUGAGUUUGCAGACAGUUACAGUGUAAGUACACAUCAGUGGAGGCAGGUGGGAGGAGCGAUAGGAGGACGGGCUCAUUGUAAUUGCUGGAAUGGAAUCAAUUGAAUGGUACCAAACACAUGCAAACAACGUGUUUGACUCUGUUCCAUUGAUUCCAUUCCAGCCAUUGAGCCCACAGAGGAAUGUUGCUGAGUUUAUGAAGCUAACCGCUACCGUGAGCCACGCUACUACACUAUAUAAAUCUGACAUCCAUACGCCCUGUAAAUGACAUCAUCGUGACCAUGUCAUCCUCACAUACCAGCCUUCAAGGAUCUCAUACGUCUAUCAACUUAAUGGUGAGGGAAAAGAGACCCAUCUAAUGUACAGUAGUGUCGGCAGAUACUUGAAUAUAGGGGGAGACUGUGACAAAGUUGACUUUUUGUCAAACUGAUCGUUUGUUGUUUGUUGAAAAUGUGUGGCUGUAGUAGUCGAUCUAAUUUCAGGCCUCCUUGACUAAAUCAAUUUUUUCAAAUUUUAUCACGGAAGACUAAUUUAAACUCAACUUCUGUGCAUGAAAUGAUACUAUUAUCUCUGCAUUUUAGGCAGGUUGAUGUUUAUUGGGAUGAAUCUUGCCCUGGAUCUAGGAUCCGUCUAUCCUAUCCCUAACUCAUAUUCUAUCCUAGCCUUAACCAUCAAGAUUAUGGAACAGUAUCUGACUCUGGAUCAAUAGUUAGAGCCUAUUCCUACUGACUGUGUAUACGGAGGGUCUGAAAUGGGACACCCUAUUGGCCCAGGGCCAAAGGUCCGGUGUUUAUGGCUUCCUGAAAAGGUUGCUACCCCCUUUUGAAUUGUUAAUAAGCAGAAUCUGAGUAUUGGUUUUCACUCGGUCGUACCGGUUGUGUCAUCUGUCAAAGUGGUGUACUUUAUAUUGGUGUUUUAUUAAGGGAACUUUCCCUUUUAGAAGGAAUACUUAGAACCAUCAACCAUAAUAUACAAUACAGUAGGCCAGGGUUAGUCUCAUAAUUCAUUUUAACUUGAAGGUAUUGGUUAUAUAUAUUUUUCAAAAACACCCUUUUGCAUGGUCACAGGUUUUGAGUUAAUAGUGUGUGCAUUCAAGUAUGUUUUCAAGAUUAUAAGACUGAUAUACAUUAAAAUGUUUGCCCGCCAUCAUCCAUCAACUACAAUCAGAACCUUACCUCCAUCUAGUGGUCAUUGGUUGAAACUGCUCACAGCCAGAUAUUAAUGUGUAUGCAUGCGUGUUUAUUUAUUUGUGUGCGUGUGUAUGUGCGUAUAUGAGUGUUUGUGUGCACAUGUGUAUGUGCGUGCGUGCGUGCUUGCUUUCAUGCCUCUGUGUGUGUGCGUGUAUUUAUUUCUCUGUCUGUCUAUCUACACUGCAGGGCAACAGACCUGGUGGUGGUGUCUCUGUAGGGGAGCUGCCGUCUGAGGAGAUCCAUCGGCUGCAGCAGAAGAACAGCAGUCUGAGGGCUGUCAUAGCCCAGAUGAGGAGGGACAUGGAGGAUCUCAGCCAGCCUUCUCAUCCUCCAGGACCCCCUGACACCUCAACCCAGAUCCCUAAAGGACCUCUACCCCAGCCUCCAGCACAGAGCUCAGCCAAGCCAACUGACAGCGCUGCACAGCCAAGCCUGGCAGGUAUAAACACUAUUUACUCACAACCCCUAGAAGCCCCAGACAGUCCUGGAUCCACCCACACCUCAACCCCAACCUGUUGACAGCUCCCUAAAGCACCAGGCCAACAAGUGUCAUCACAAGCAUGUCUCACUGCUUACUCUGUGUUCGCUCACACCGACACCCCUCCCCACCUGCACCACAAACAAAUCUACCAUGCGUGCAUCCCUAACCCCAUACAUCCCUAGCCCCCCAUCCAUUCACCUCCCACCACAAGUAACACCCGCACCCUACCAGAGCCUUAAAAAGCACCCUAUCACCAUCACUACCCCCCAUCAUCCUGCUGGCCCCCAACUAUCUCAAAGCCCAGGCCAACAGGUGUAGACACUAACCCGUCACACAGCCCAGUGCAGACCUGUAAGGAGUGUAUUAAUGUCUACAUAAAGUGUAAUAUGAGUUUUUAUGGUUACAGCUAGCUAGUAAUGGACUGGCUGUGGAGGCAUAAACCUCAACCUUUAGGAAAUAGAGAAGGGUAGUAAUAUAACCGUGACUCAGUCACACCCGCCUGAGUAACCUGUGUGUGUGUGUUUAUCAGUGGUAGGUACCCCAGAGUACACCCAGGCUCUAGAAGAGGAGGUAGCAGAACUGAAGGCCAGGUGUAGGCACUUAGAGGACAAGCUAGAGGGCUCCACCAGACCCCUCAACACUGCCACGGUUACCCCGGCAACCACACUCGUCCCCAUCGCCCCCGACAACGCAUACCUCCAGAACCACAUCCGCUCCCUCAACGAGACCAUCGGUAGGAGGACAUUUCAAUAAUAUACAAUAUAAUGGUACUAGGACAGAGAUAAUGGUAUCGCUUGUCACAUUUGAUAAAGUUCUGACCAGAGAUCUGAGAAUGGUAGUUACUUGUGUUUCAGUGUACUGCUACGCUGAGAAUUAAAAUGAGCAAAAUAAGUUUUAUUUCCAUUCAACAAUGAUGAUAGGAAUUUGUCUUGGUGUUGUAAAUAUAAAAAGCGACAACAACAUAAAACUCAUAGCCAUUGUCUAUGUAAUGUUUACUGCAGGUGGCCUGCGAGUGGAGAAGGUGGCCAACACUGCAGCUCUGAGGAAACAGGAGGUUAGGGUGGCUCACUUGGAGGCUGCCCUGGCCUCGCUCACACAACAGGUACUGACUCUCUCCUUCCCAAAUCCAGCCCUUCUGUAAUUUAAACUUUAGGCACUGUUGUAUUCAGGCAACAAAUUAUGGAUUUCAAAACAGUAUUAGUAGUCAUUGUCCACCCGCAAGCCUCCUCUUUCUCUCUCUCUCUCUCUCUCUCUCUCUCUCUCUCUCUCUCUCUCUCCACACACAGUGCCAUGCCAAACAGAUGGAGGGGGAGGAGCUGCGUCUGGAGCUGGCCAAUCAGAAGAGGAGCUGGUCGUCUGAGGAGACAGGACUACGUCAGCGUUUGGUUGCCGUGGAGAUGGAGCUGGAGGAAGUGAGGCGGGAGAAAGAGGAGUACCAGAAAGGAAGCAUCCUCAACAACCUAGAAACUGUUGCCCUGGGCAACCAGGUAAGGCAGAGUGACAGCUUGCCUUAAACCUAAGACAAUGCAUGUAAAUGGAAACAAAAUGUUUUUGUUGUUUUAGUUCAACUUUACUGGAAUCCUCUGUCAGAUAGCCCACAAAACACUUUCUUAACAAUGACAUUUGAGGUCAGGGUAUUGUCAGCUUAUAAUAACUGACUUUACACUGCCAUUACACAAACUGUUGUUGUGACCAGGUGUCUGCACUGAAGAUGGACAUCGCCAGCAGAAGGGAUCCCAUCGUCUGUGAAGAGGUAAACCAUAGCAGAAUGAAUGACAAGACAUAUAGCAGUGGUUCCCAAACUAGGGGUCGCGACCCCAUGUGGGGUUGCCUGAUAUGAAAAUGUGGUCGCGGGAGAAUUUUCCAAAUUCCUGAAGAAAAAAUAUACAUAUAUAACUAAAUGUAUUAUAAUAUUAUCUUUGUAUCUCAAAACCUUAAAAAUCUAAAUGAAAAUUAUUCAAAUCUAAAAGUUAAAAUUCAACCAGAGAGAGCCCUUAGAUCAUGGGAAAAGGACUCACUUGACUGUUGCACUUGAAUCAUUCCCACAGUGAAUGGCACACACUAUUGCAGAGACUUUGAUAUUACCGGCCGCAAUUCAUAUGGUGAAAACAAUGUGUGGGUGGCAGAGGCACAGAAACUCACAUCAAUGCCUUUGUCAGAUAACACUGUUAAACAAAUAAUUUAUGCUAUUGCUCGCAAUCAUAAGGAAACUGACUGAACGACUCAAACUCCCCAGUUUAUGCUCUCCAAAUUAGCUGUGAGGGCCGAGAUGAGUACCAGUCAAAAGUUUGGACACACCUACUACAUGAUUCCAUAUGUGUUAUUUCAUAGUUUUGAUGUCUUCACUAUUAUUCUACAAUGUAAAAAUAAAGAAAAACCCUUGAAUGAGUAGGUGUGUCCAAACUUUUGACUGGUAGUGUACAUGUCGGGGGAUGCUAUUCCCAAGGACAUAUUGUUUUUUUCUCACGAUUCCCGAGCAUGAAAGGGCACGGGGGAUGUUCAGUGUGCUGCAUGGCUAUAUUGACGAAAAACAGAUUCCAUAAGAUCGAAUGGUGGGCUUUUGCACAGAUGGGGCUCCAUCAAUGGCGGGCAGGCCUCUGCACUCUAGUUAUGAAUGUGUCUCACUCUGCCAUAUGGACGCAUUGUAUGAUGCUCCCUUCCCUCGGCUGUGCAUUUUCCUAACAGAAAACAGCAUCAGUAAGAGUCCCACACGAGUGAUGACUGCUUACCUCCAAUGCUUGGAAGAGCACUUUGGGACCUACUUCCCAAUCCGUUUGACUGUGAUCCUGGCUCAGUUGACAUGCCGGUAGGUGAAAUCAAAUGCAUUCACGGGUCACUACAGAGGAGUUUUGGUUCCUAACUCAAAGGGAAUAAUACCCUGCCGUCUGCCUCUGUGCAUUAAUGUCGCGUUCAAAACAACUGGGAACUCGGAGCUGGGAACUAGUAAAUAUCCGACUUCCGACUUCAGUGCGUUCAAGACAACUGGAAACUCUGAAUAAAACGAGCUCCGACUGGGAAAAAUAGUUUCGGCAUUCCAACUUCGUAACUUGGGCCUCUUUCUAGAGCUCUGACUUGACAACCUAAAGAUCACUGACGUCAUGAUCAGACCUCUUAUUUUUCAGAGUUCCCAGUUGUCUUGAAAGCACCAUAAAUCUCAUGGUACCCUUCACCAGCUCAUAUCUGUGUGAAGCUGGAUUCAGUGCUCUCGUCUGCACUAAAAACCAAAUAUUGAUCCAGGUUGGAUGUGACAGCAGAGAUGAGGUGUGCACUGUCGACCACGCCCCCUGACUUUGAGCAUCUCUGACGUGACAUGCAUCAAGCGCACCCCUCUCAUUAGUGGUGGUGAGAUAAGAUACAUUAUGUCAGACUAAUUUGCAGUUGACUGUCAUAGCUCCACAUUUAAAAUUAUGUGAUGGUGAGUUGAGAAAACAAUCAGAAAUACUGUUAAUGUUUUUCAAUUGACUGCCAUAGCCCCAAAUAAAAAAGUAAACAUUGGCUGUUAAUUACAUACAUUUUUUCACAUGGUUGGGGUCGUGAGAAUUUUCAGAUAUCAAAAUGGGGUCGUGGGCCAAAAACGUUUGGGAACCACUGACAUAGAUGAUUAUAAACACAGAGUGUUGGGUGGAGAGAGUGUCAGUGAGUCUAUGUUCCAUGGUUUUGCUGUGUCUGUUGUGUCCACUGUCCAUAUUAAUGUUAGAAACAAGCAGCCCUAUGUUGUCACCCAGAAUCACAUUUGUUUAUUUUUCAAGCUAUAGCACACAAUAUUUGACAUAAAGCAGGUUUAAAAAGGACUAAAGAGUUUAGUGUGCUUCGUGUUUUUUUUUUGCCAUGGAAAAUCAGGUAUUGUAGUAUCGCGAUAAUGGUAUCAUGACAACCCUAGUCCAUAUACACUUAUCUUUCUCCCUAUCCCUCCCUCCCUCCAGAGUGAGAUGGUGAGGCAGCUCCAGGAGGAAAACCUGUGUUUGAGGCAACAGCGGCUGUCCCUGGGCCUGAGGCCUGGUGGGGCAGGCGGGUACGGGCCAGGGUGUGGGGGGGUACAGGGGGGUAAGCGCAAUGCCCCUCUCAGUGCCCAUCUCCUACAGUCCAAACUGAAGCAAGCAGUGCACUGUAUCGCCCGUCUGACCAGAGACAAACAGCAGCUGAUUGAGAUGGGCAACAGGCUCCGGGCACAAGUGACCGACGCUGGAUUGGAGGGUAGGACUGACGCACAGGAGGCUGCUGAGGGGAGGACAGCUCAUAGUAAUGGCCGGAAUGGAAUAAAACACAUGGAAACCAUGUUUGAUGUAUUUGAUACCAUUCCUCUAAUUCCACUCCAGCCAUUACCACGAGCCCGUCCUCCCCAAUUAAGGUGCCACCAACCUCCUGUGGACUGACACUACUAUACAUACUGACAGCAUUGUCAUUCACUACUGCUUAACCAUACCAGAGAAUUAAAAGAUACAACCCUUUAGUUUACUCCAAUUAGGGUAGACUCCAAUUAGGGUAGGGAUGGUUAGGGUAGGGAUGGUAGGGUAGGGAUGGUUAGGGUAGGGAUGGUUAGGGUAGGGAUGGUAGGGUAGGGAUGGUUAGGGUAGGGAUGGUUAGGGUAGGGGGGGAAAAGUAUAGAGAAAAAAAUGAUAAGGAGGAUUAGAAAUGAUGCAAACAAUUAAAACUACACUCUAGAACCUACAAUCUAUCUGCAAUAUUAAAGCCGAUCAUAUUACAUAAUGGCAGCUAGGCUAUAUAGACCAGAUAUCACAUAACCAAUACAGCAUUAUGACAGCUUAAUCCCACAGACUAUUAACCUAUUUUUAACUAGCCAAUGAUAACAGUCUAAUGUACACUCAUUUGAUUGGCCAUGUUAUGAUAACAGUAUAAUGUAAACUCAUUCGAUUAGUCAAAUUGGCUUUGCAGGGAAAGUGUAAACAGGAAGUACAGCUGUGCUGUGAUUGGUCCGGUGGUGUGGUCCGGCUGUGUUGUGAUGUUGACAGGGACAGGAAGUAUUCUCUGCCGUGUUGCUCUUCCACCCCGCCGUUCUCCCUGAUCCCUGCUGCCCCACAGGAUUAUGGGGGAUUCAGCAGAGAUCAAACGCAGCCCCAGGGGCCGGAGGAAAAACACAAACACCCUGGAUGCCUCUGCUCUCUCUCACACACACACACACACACCAAUGGAAGCUGCUGAGGGGAGGACGGCUCAUAAUAAUGUGUUUGAUACCAUUCCAUUCACUCCAUUCCAGCCAUUUAUUAUGAGCCGUACUCCCCACAGUAGCCUCCAUUGACACACACAUACGUAUGUACACUUCUCUCCGUGCUAUUUUCUCACACUUAUAACUCUUUCUCUUGUUCUCUCUCUCUCAGUUCUCCAGUCUGCUUCCAAAACCUCUCUAGCCCCAGUGUCUAUGGAGCCAGAGAGAGACCCAUCCAGAGACACCCAGCACCAGCAGGGUCGACUUUCUGCCCUAGAACAACUGCAGUACCAGCUCACCACACAGGUCUGACCCCUUACCCCUUGAUGUCAAUGAGACAGCAGUGUGAAAGCUACAUUGUCGUAUCUCAGGUUAGGACUGCAAUGUAGAGCAGUACUCUGUGUGACCAUCAGAGGGAGCACCAGAGUAAACCAUGAUUCUCUUCAGGAGCUGCAGUAUGCCCAGAGAGAGCAGAGGAAGGGGGCUCCUAUCAUGGUGAGGCCUCUCCUCUCAGAGAGCAAGAAUGGAGACAGAGAAAGGGUCACCAACCCCUGGGGCCAUGGGCACAAGGACACAGCCAGACAUGAGGUAACAACAGUAAUGUCUGUCUACACUGUCUGAUACCACUUGACCUGAGGACCAAUGCUGCAAGAGCUUGGCUUCUCAACUCAUUUGAUCAAUAUAUAGAGUUGAGGUCUGGCCAUAAAGGCUUAUUAAAGAUGCAGAAAUGGCUAUGCCAUUUCCUGGUUACUAAAAUUAUAAUACUUAGCCUAAUUUCAGUUUAUGUUACUAAACAAGCAAGUAUAGUGUAGAGAAUCAUUGUACCAUCUAAACCGCUGUAAAAUAUAUUUUCCAUAACCAAAAAUAUUGUAUUUUCAGCUGUUUGAAGCUGGUGUACAAAACGAAAGUAAAAGACGCAAAAACUCAACUUAAGAACGGGGAGCAUACAAAUAGCGCACAUAGAACAGAUCUGCCGCUUCUUAGACUUGCUUUUAAUGAGAAUGACAGAUCUAUAACAUACAUUUCUAUGUGAAUUUGGUCCGAUCCCCAAAAAGUUACAUAUUGCAGCAUUAACUAUAGCAACAGAGAUAAAUGUCACUGAAAUGAUACUCAGCUUUAGAAUUCUGUGCAAAAUUAAUAUUAUGGGCUCCCGAGUGGCGCAGUGGUCUAAGGCACUGCAUGCAUCUCAGUGCUUGAGGUGUCACUACAGACUCCCUGGUUCGAUUCCAGGCUGUAUCACAACCGGCCGUGAUUGGGAGUCCCAUAGGGCGGCGCACAAUUGGCCCAGUGUCGUCCGGGUUUGGCCGGUGUAGGCCGUCAUUGUAAAUAAGAAUUUGUUCUUAACUGACUUGCCUAGUUGAAUAAAUGUAAAAUAAAAAUUAACACCUGAGUAAGAUGUUAAGUAAAACAAAGACCAUGUCUUCACUUCUUCUAUCUCUCUCUCCUCUUCCUCAGCGUCCUAGGACUAAAGAGAACACCCCUCCUCCUCCUCUCAGCCAAUCCCUGAGCUCCCUGCGGCUGGAUCUCGGGUCACGAACCGCUUCCAGCCCGUCAGGUCCUCUACUGCUGUCAUCGGUGGCUACCGAGGGUUCACUAAGGGAGGUGUGGCAGAUACUGGACAGAGGCCUCAGCCCCUCCAUACUCACACCCCGGGAGAGCUGCUCUGAGAGAGGUGAGAGUUUACCUGGAGACAGUGAGGUGAAGGUAUUUGUCUAAUUACUUGUCAGUGCUCUCUCUCUCACUCUCCUCUGUGAGUCACACCAUUAUAAACCAACUUGUGUGUCUGCAUUCUAUUGGCCAUUUAGCACUUAGCAGAGUAUCUGGUACAGGAAGUCCAGCAUCACUCUUUCAUGACACACACACCAAGGUUAGCGACAACUGCCAAGUCACUAUUUGUAUGAGAUGAUGAUAAUAGUGUUUAUCAUUUCACAUAGCUGAGGUUUAAGUAAAGACAGAGUUGCAGUCUGGCCACAGAGGAGGGAGUUUGCCCAAUUGGUGGCCUUGUAUCUGUCCCAAAUAGCACCCUUUUCCCUAAUGCACUACUUUUGACCAGAGCCCUAUGGGCCCUGGACAAAAUUAGUGCACUACAUGGGGAAUAGGGUGCCAUUUGGGACGCACACUUGUGUCUGGGGCCAGAUCACAGUGGUGACGGGGUGAAGGCUCUGACCAGGGACUCUGUUCUGCACUGGGAACAGUUUCUCAAUCAGUGGACAGUGGAGCCACUCAUGGGUUAGGUCUGGCUCUGUUGACACCGGUGUUGUUUGCAGAGCCCAGUGCACUGGCCAGGCCAGGCUGGCACACACAGCCACCGCCUGCUAGAAGAAGUGCUGACUGAUAGCCUGGCUCUAUUGCUGUGUGUUCAUAUAUGUCUUGCCUCAGCAGCAACCACUGCAACAGGUCACAGAUGGUAGUGAAGGUCAUCCAACACAGUGUGUCCAUCUUUCAGAUUAGAUUUAGAACAGAGGCAUUGCCUCACAGUUGGCCCAGCAGUAGACUGCCAAGUGUUUCCACAUUAUGCUGAGUAAACGUUGAGAAGAACACCCACAUAAGGCAAUCACGUGUCAGGAGAAUGGGGCUGGGGAGGCAUGCAACACGUGUAUACCACCAGAGACUUCAACAAAGAGGGUUGUGGUAGAUACCAAUAUCAUAAUUGCUGGGUAAACGAUGAAGAGGAAAGCAAUCUUUAGACGCAUUGGUAUAGAUAAGCAACGUUCAUAAAGGUGUGCGAGUUGAAUGAGAUUGUUACGAACACUUACUUUACUUAGUAUUUAGUACUCUGUCAGGAGAGGAGAUUGGUAAUCAUGGUGUUGUACAGUAGUAUAGAUAAUGGAGAUGUUGGUGCAAAAAGCCUCUGCCUCUCCGUGCUGUGGAGAGAGAUUCAGAAAGGCACAAUGUGAGCUCUGUCUCUACCCAGCCAUGCAGGCUCUCUGCACUGCAGACACUUUCGGUGGCAGUCCCUUAGGCCUCAUCCUCGCAGAUGCUUUCAGUGCUGCCCGGUACAUUGUGUUCAACCUCAAAUACCUUGCAGGGGGUUGGAUUUUACAGCCAGCAGGCUUUUCAUAGCUGACAUUUUGAAAGGCGUCUCAGGUUGGAAAUAAUGGCCUUGGACUGCUUGACCAGGCAGCACUGAGUCUGAGUGUGUCUGUGUAUCUCUGUGGGAAUGAGCCCUCAUUCACUGACUGUUUGGAACUGAAGGAGACCGGCACUGUACUGCAACACACUGUCUCACUCACUGUCUCAUUCUGCCCAUGUAACAACCUUUUACAAGGCUGGAAUUGAAUUUCUACACAUCUGCACGCAGGUGAUGGUGAGCUGACCAGGUGUGAGCUGAGUGAGCCCAGCCCUGGGGGCCAGGCGAGGGGGGUGAAGGGGUGCAGAGCACCUGUCCUGGAGAGGAAGAAACCAGCCAGGCCGUCUGCCACCGCCAGGAAGACCAAGACUAGUGCAAGGGGGGGCAAGAUCAGGAACUACAAUAUCAAAGAAUGA